CUGGCAGCUCAUUCUUUGGAUCUGAAAACUUUCCUCGGGCUACCAGAAGACAUCAGGGCUGGUGGCAUGCUCUGAGUGUGCCCACCUGGCAGCACUGACGGUGAAUCAGAAAUUCCAAACGUUCCCCCACAUCCCCUAAUAUGACUCUUCAUUAUUGACAACAGAUUCUGAGCUCUUGGUUCAUUUUAUCUAAAAAUGCAACAGCACUCUCUUGACAACACUCUGGAACCAAAUGAAGGAGUUUGCUUGAACAUGGAACAUGAGAAGGUAGAUCACAGUGGGAGUUCUUCAGAGAACAGUGAUUCAGAGAGCAUCCCGCAGGCUCCCUCUGAAAAUGUGGGAUUUGCAUCUGGGCAGGACAAAGAGUCUUCCAAUACAUUGAUACAGGGAAGAGGUCAUCGGGGUCCUGCUAACCAGUCUCCAAAGAGUCCCUCAGCACAGUAUGGCAGUGGCUGGGGUAGUCUCUUCCAAUUUGAUAGGCAAGCCCCGAGCCGGAUUUCAACCUCUCCCACCUUGAGGCGGCUCAGAAGUAGCACCUCUCAGCUGCCCCCUCAUCAGGACUCUUUGGAAACAUCUAACUGGGGAAACUGGAAGCGGGGCCAGGGUUCUCUGAGCUCCCUUUAUGAAAGUCUUUCCAGAAGCCCUAAGGCUUGCUCUCAGUCUCUGUCAUCCUUGAACCUCAGUCCCAAAGCAGUUCCCCACUUGCAAACAACAACGGCACCGUUCAGUUUUACAAACUCCAAAACCAGUUGUCCAUGUCCAACAAACAGCCUCGUAGACAACGGUGCUUGCCUUGGGCCACAGACCCACUCCAACCAUACUUCUCUACCUGGGAAAGAACCUCAGCCUCAGCUUGGAUCUGUGACCCACGACAAAUGGAAUCCGGGAGAAGAAUCUUCCCAGUCCAGGUUGUACCAGCACAGGCGAAGUUCAGUGGUGGUGAACCUACCUGGACUUGAGGUGUUCCCUGGAGAUCUCCUGGUGCCCGAUGGAGUGGCCAGCUACCUGUGCCAUCCAGCCCUGCUGCUGAAUUCAGAACCCAAAAAGCCGAGAUGGCCAUUCUCCAAGAAAGGCGUGCAGAGUAAAGACAAACAAAAGCAAGCACUUGACCUGAAAAAUUGCCUUUCCACCAUUAAGAUUACCGACUGCGGUGGAUACGAGUUUCACAGCUUGAAGGAUAAGACCUGGGAAGAAGUUCUGGAAAGACAUGAAAAGCUUCCUAGUGAGCCAGCAGACUUGAGAAAGCAGCAGGAAGCUGUGUGGGAACUCUUCACCAGUGAAUGCACCUAUUAUUUAGACCACUUGCUAGUUCUUAAGAUGGUCUUUAUGAAUACACUCAAAUACCUUCAAAACUAUGAAUGCCUCUUGGAUGUGGACUUAUGGAAACUUUUUGCUAACCUUGAAGAAUUAAGUCAGGUCAGUCUUGGCUUCCUGAGCUGUUUUUUCAGCACCAUCAAGGACUAUAUAAAUUCAUCUGGCUCUGCAUCCUCCAUGGAUUUCAUCUCUGUGCUCUCCAAGCACUUCCGAGGACGCCUCUGUCAGAGUCAUCAGAUUUACUGCCUUAAUUAUACCUCCGCCAUUUUCUAUCUUGAGAGCUUGAGACAGAGGGAAGACUUCGGAAUCUAUUUAAAGUGGUGUGAGAGGCAUGAUCAGUGCAAACGACUCCACCUCCCUGAACUGCUGGUGACUCCCCUGCACCGACUGACCAGGUACCCAUUGCUCCUGAAGAACAUCUGGAAAAGGAGUACCAAUGCCAGGGAGAAAAUUACCAUCUACUCCCUCAAGGAAAAAGUGGAGAAGGCGAUUCGUGACCUUGAAGGGAAAGUGAAAUGGCUUGACAAUUUCCAAAAGUUUCGGCACCUCCAGGAGAUCAUAGUGUGGCCUCCACUUUGGGAUCGAGAUAAAAGGUUCUUCAUACCAGAGUGCCUGAAACACAUUUUUAAGGAACACAUGGCAGAAAACAUCUUGUCACCAGCCAACAGAUGCCUCCUUCAUGAGGGGAAGCUGACUCUAGCAGAAAGCACCAGAUUCCUAGAUGUCUACUUGUUUCUGUUUGAUGACUUCCUAUUAAUUACAAAAACCAAACACACCAAAAAGAAACUUGGGUGCUCAGACAUAGGUUUAGUCUGCCCUUCCCUUACCCCUGAGCUGCAGGCGAUGAUUAAAGAAGGUGGUUCUUGUACGGUACUCGAUCAACCCAUUCCUUUGGACCGGCUGGUGGUUAAAAAUAUUGACCCACUCCAUGUAUCAGUCUUUGGGCUAAGAAAUGCUUUCCUUCUACAACACAAAAACCGUUAUCAACAAUGUAUAGCAGCUUUCUUGUUGCAAGCACAAACGGAAACAGCCAAAAAAACAUGGAUGGCACAAAUUCAAAUGGCAACCUCUAGCUUCAUGAAGAGAUAUGAGACAAAGAAAUCCUCCUUCACUUUGUCUACAGAAUCCUCUGAGAUCUAGGGGCCAGAAUACAAUGACUGUAUUUGCUAUAACUUUUUAUCUACUGAUAGAGGCUGCUCCUGUGAUUUCAUUGGCAUAGAAUGAGGACACGCCCUCUGCCAACUCUACCUUCUCUAUAAGUUAGUCUAAGGGGGCUGCCUAGGGCACUUGAGACUUUUAAGUGAUUUGGUCAAAGCUGGGCAGCCACUAUGUGUCACCCUUGGGUUUCCUGUCUUCAAGGUCAACUUUUAUGCAUUACAGCAUGCUUCAUCUAACUUUUUAUGUAUUUAGGUUUAAAUUAUCAUUUUUACAAAGUUAUUAUAACCUUCCCCCCAUGAUCAACUGUGAAGAUAUAGUGGUACUGUGGAAUAUGAAGAUUUGGUUCAAGAAAAUCAGCAGAGUAGAGGUUAUAAAGAUGGAAACAUUCUGGGAGAUCCCAGUGAAAAGCAUUCUGACUUUCAGAAUAUUUGGUAAUAUUUCCAUUAGCCUUGAAAGAUGUCCAGUUAAGAUUAAAAAUUGAACAGUGCGACACAAAGAAAUAGUGGAAGCGCCUCUGUCUCUAAACCAGGGGUUCUUAAUUUGAGGUCCAUGAACCUUUUUUUUAAAAAAAUGAUAUAUUAUUUA
This is a messenger RNA of Phascolarctos cinereus (koala), 3057 nucleotides long. Lineage: Eukaryota; Metazoa; Chordata; Mammalia; Diprotodontia; Phascolarctidae. The record is from RefSeq and is a predicted model, not a curated record.